Molecule: messenger RNA, 758 nt
Organism: Gastrolobium bilobum
Lineage: Eukaryota; Viridiplantae; Streptophyta; Magnoliopsida; Fabales; Fabaceae
Exons: 3
Coding region: 55-318 (87 amino acids)
Source: RefSeq, a predicted model, not a curated record
CGGGAGAAGAAAGAGGAACAGCUCCAUUAACGGUGGUUGCUCAUUGACAACACCAUGAAAGAAGAUUACGAGAUUGAAGACAAAAAGCAAGCUGCUGCUGACGUAUUGUUUCAUUAUUCAAAAUUUGUGAUGGCAUGCAUUGGAAAUCAAGCUCGACCGUGCGAUUUGAGGUUACAUUUGAUGAAGGAGAUUUCGGGUUUGCCAACUUCUCUAAAUAGGGAAUCUCCACAAACUGCAGCAUCUCCUGAUGGAAUGGGUGAGUCAUCAAGCUCAGGAACUGCAAGACUAGAUAAAGCAGAUAGUUUUAGAGCACUAUAGUUGAGAGCGAAUGAUGACCAUGUUUUUUGCUUGGGGCUGUGCUACAUAGAAGAACUGUUCUCCAGCAUAAUGGUACACAAUUUGACAUAAUUAUGUUACCAAUUAUCAUCUAUGCAAUAAUGGCUCACAGACUGGUAUGUAACAUUGUUGCUAUUUCAUUUUAAAUUUGCUGUAGGAUGAGUGUGGUUCAACUUUGGUUCAUAUUAGAAGGUAAUGCAGUGUUGAUUCAAUUCAAGUUCUCAACUAGUUGAACCUCUGUCUUUCUAGGAUCUUGCAAGUUUGAAUUCAGAUUGUGUGCGCGUGGCUCACAUGAUGAAUGAAACUUACGUCAAAUUUGUCUUCUUUUGUCCAUAAAAAUUUGUGUAGUGAUAUUUUAUUGCAAAGUUGAUAAUCACGUGUAGCUAGGCACCAUUUGUUAUUUUCUUUUUGGCGAGAUAAAC